UUUUUUAUCAUCUAUUGAAUCCUCGUCUAAUCGAGUCAGUGUCCAUCCUUAUCAAUUAUUUUUGUUUGUUCACUAAUCUUAAAUGUUGAUCUCCAGUUGACCAGGAACGUCUCCUCCUAGGAACAAAGAAACUCACACUAACAGCAAUAAGAACGAAGAAAAAUAAAAAAGGAAAUCUUGAAAUUAGCUUUAAUUGCUACCUUGGUUUCAGAAACGUUUAUGUUUUUUUAAUUAAUCUUACCUUUUAGAUCUUACUGACCAACAAAAUCAGCAAACAGUCAAAUUAUUGUGAUAAUAUUUAUUGUUGUUAAUGUUAGCUGUUGAAUUAUCCACCAUUAUCCUGCACUUGAUCCUUCUUUUCCUCCUUUCAACUGGUUAACAAUUAACGUGACUGUUUAAUUUAAUUGUUAAAGGUGAAAGAAAAAAAGAAACAAAAAUAUUCACCAAAUAAAACGUUUAUAUCUUUUGUCAACUUUUGUGUAUCUUACAUCUUAAGUAUCACCAUGUCAACAAUUGGCGCUCAUUUCUACAUAACAAUCGUCGUUUUUUUGGUAAACUGUACUUUCCUUGCCAACUCUGGUCUUCCUAGAAAUGGUCACCAAACUCCAUCUUGGCGAUCUCUUCCAAUAAACAUGAGCCAAUUGGCUGAUAAUGACCUUAACGGAAAGGAAUCUUCUUUAAUCUCAGGUUUACAGCCUCAAGGAGAGCAAAUAGUCAAGAAACAUUUCAUAUCCUCCAAAGUCAACGUUACUUUAUCCUGUGAACCUGAAGAGAUUUUGGUCAAUCUUAAUUUCACUCAACCCUUCAGAGGUGUUGUCCAGUCAGGAGAUAAUAAUACGUCUUGUCGGAUACGUGGUGAUGGAAGACGUGUUUACGUUCUAAGAGUUCCACACAACUCAUGUGGAACCAAACACGUGGUAUCAACUGGAAGCUUCUUCAAUACACUUUUCAUCCGACAUCAUCCAUCACUUGAAAUGGAGGGAGACCAAUUGAAGACCAUUGUUUGUAAAUUUGCCACUGAAUCUGUAUUAAUUGGAUGAUUGUUAAAAUGAUUAGUAUGAUAUUUAACUUACAAGGAUGGCAAAUGUUUCAACAAUAUUUUUGCUCAUCUUGAAUAACUCUUCAAGAGCAAUAAAACAUUGAUCAUAAUUCUGACCAAGAGAAAUUAUUUCAUCUUCUCAUUCACAAAAACAAACAUUAUUCCGAACACCUUGGAUGACACUGCUAAUGACAAAUUAAACCAUUUCCACCCUUCCUUCACCCUCAGGGGCUUUCUUGUAUUCCCUAUUAAUUGAGCACAGAAAAAAAGAAAGGUUGUAUUCCGUAAUCGCAAUUAAAAGAAACACAAGUUUAUUCUCGUCAGAUUAAAAUGGCUAAUUAUAUGUUAA
Molecule: messenger RNA, 1388 nt
Organism: Tetranychus urticae (two-spotted spider mite)
Lineage: Eukaryota; Metazoa; Arthropoda; Arachnida; Trombidiformes; Tetranychidae
Source: RefSeq, a predicted model, not a curated record